AUGCCUAGACAAAGAAGAUCUGCUCCAGCUCCAAGACAACAAACUAGAUCAGCACAUACUGCUGCUGCUCCAGCUCACCAUGCUCCACCACAAACUUAUCCAUCUGCUCAUCCAGCUCAACCAGUACAAACUCAAUCCAGUCAACCAGGUUUGUUUGGACAAAUGGCUUCCACUGCUGCUGGUGUGGCCGUUGGUUCUACUAUUGGACACACUUUAGGUGCUGGUAUCACCGGUUUAUUUGGUGGUUCUUCUUCAUCUGCUCCAGCUGAAGCUCCAGCUCAACAACAACAAGUUGCCGCUUACCAACAACAACAAACUCAAGAACAAGCUAAGCAUUGUGAUGCUGAUGCCAGAAAUUUCACUAGAUGUUUAGAAGACAAUGGUGGUAACAUGCAAAUUUGUGAUUACUAUUUACAACAAUUGAAGGCAUGUCAAGAAGCUUCAAGACAAUAUUAA
This is a messenger RNA of Candida dubliniensis CD36, 456 nucleotides long. RefSeq lists its product as uncharacterized. NCBI's taxonomy places the organism in Eukaryota, Fungi, Ascomycota, Pichiomycetes, Serinales, Debaryomycetaceae. The coding region runs from base 1 to 456 and encodes 151 amino acids. The record is from RefSeq and is a predicted model, not a curated record. The transcript has a single exon. Gene Ontology annotation, biological process: mitochondrion organization. Gene Ontology annotation, cellular component: mitochondrion; nucleus.